AUGUCUUCCAACACGGCCCACAUUUGCGUUGUCGGUUCGCUGAAUAUCGACUUUGCGGUAUCAACAUCCCGGUGUCCCGGGCCAGGGGAGACCUUGACGGCCAAUUCCCUCUCCGUGACGGCCGGCGGGAAGGGUGCGAACCAGGCCGUUGCAUGCGGUCGAGCGUCACACACCUCCAGUGACGCCUCAAAAGUCACUGUGAGCAUGAUUGGCGCGGUGGGCGCCGACGACGUUUACUACGCAACGCUGAUCCGACCGACGCUAGAGGAUUCCGGUGUAGAUACAAAGUAUGUUGAAGAGAAGACAGACAGCCGCACUGGAUCAGCGACAAUCAUCGUCGAGGAUUCAGCGCACGGCGAAAACAGGAUCCUGGUGGUGCCGGGGGCCAAUCAUGCCGGGAUGGAUGAUGUGUCCAAGAUCCUCGCCACGAUCCAAUCCUACCCUCAGGCCCCGGCUUUGAUUGUUCUACAAGGGGAGAUCCCCAGACACACGACUCUGGACUUGAUGAGGCAUUUCAACCAGCCAGGGAACCAGACACAUAUGCUGUUUAAUCCCGCCCCGGUCUUCGCAGAUGGCGUCCCGGUUGACGCGCUCUCCAACACCUCUGUUCUGGUCAUGAACGAGACCGAAGCGGUCCAGAUGCAGGCAUCCAUCUCACCCGAGUCAGCAAUCAGCACGCAGACGACAGACGAAUUGAAGCCGGAAGACUUGGCGAGUCAGUUCCAUGCUCUCGCCAACGUCAGGAUUGUCCUCAUUACUCUUGGGGCGAAGGGCGUGUUCUUCUCGACUCGCACCGGCAGAAAGGGCUUCGUCGCUGGAGUCCGCGUACAGAAAGUGGUUGACACGACGGCUGCUGGCGACACCUUUGUUGGGUAUUUCGCGGCGGCAUUUGCCGAAUUUAUCGCAACAUCGGCACCCCUGGAAGAAUUCGACAAGACGAUUGAGCAGGCUGUCCGACGGGCAAAUUGUGCUGCGGCGUUAUGUGUGCAGCGGCCGGGUGCGAUGCAGAGUAUUCCCACGGCGUCAGAAGUCGAUGGUCUAGACAGUCGGUAA
Aspergillus fumigatus Af293 is the source of this 1053-nucleotide messenger RNA. Its product is annotated as ribokinase. The coding region runs from base 1 to 1053 and encodes 350 amino acids. The transcript has a single exon. The record is from RefSeq and is a predicted model, not a curated record. NCBI's taxonomy places the organism in Eukaryota, Fungi, Ascomycota, Eurotiomycetes, Eurotiales, Aspergillaceae. Gene Ontology annotation, molecular function: ribokinase activity. Gene Ontology annotation, biological process: D-ribose metabolic process.